Propithecus coquereli (Coquerel's sifaka) is the source of this 1480-nucleotide messenger RNA. RefSeq names its product reprimo, TP53 dependent G2 arrest mediator candidate (gene RPRM). The transcript has a single exon. Gene Ontology annotation, cellular component: cytoplasm. The record is from RefSeq and is a predicted model, not a curated record. Gene Ontology annotation, biological process: regulation of mitotic cell cycle. The coding region runs from base 252 to 581 and encodes 109 amino acids. Lineage: Eukaryota; Metazoa; Chordata; Mammalia; Primates; Indriidae.
GCCGGGAACGAGCACCGCCCGGGCAGGAGCGGACGGCGUGCAUGGCGUAGAAGAGCCAGGCUGCGGCGCGCGGCGGAGAGGCUCCUGGGAAACUCCCACGGCCCAAGGACUUUGGAAAGGAGAGAGAGAGCUAGGAGCCCCUGCGCGCGCAAGUCUGCAAGUGAGCGCUCAGCCCGGCACCUGUUCCUCCCGCGCCGCAGCCUCUCCUCCCCUCGGACCCGCGCCUCCCCGGACGCUCGCCCGCUCCCGCGAUGAAUCCGGUGCUGGGCAACCAGACCGACGUGGCGGGCCUGUUCCUGGCCAACAGCAGCGAGGCGCUGGAGCGCGCGGUGCGCUGCUGCACCCAGGCGUCCGUGGUGACCGACGACGGCUUCGCCGAGGGCGGCCCGGACGAGCGCAGCUUGUACAUCAUGCGCGUGGUGCAGAUCGCGGUCAUGUGCGUGCUCUCGCUCACCGUGGUCUUCGGCAUCUUCUUCCUCGGCUGUAACCUGCUCAUCAAGUCCGAGGGCAUGAUCAACUUCCUGGUGAAGGACCGGAGACCGUCUAAAGAGGUGGAGGCGGUGGUCGUGGGGCCCUACUGACCGGUCCCCCGGCUCCCGCGCAGCCACCCCCAUGCCUCCCCACUUCGCCAGCCCGGCUGCGCCCCUCACCAUCAGAGACUGGGCGAAGCAAACCUGUCGGAGUCAAUGAUUUCUCUUGACUUACACCUUUCGGGAUGAAGCGACCGGUUUCUCGCUCACCCUCUGAAAGUCCCCGUGCCUGUAGGAGAAGAGCUCCUGACUUCUGGACUCUGCAGCAAGUGGCAAGAAGAGGGUGAUUAGGGAGCAGAACUUUGGAAGCUGCCGCUUGCGUGAGAUGUGGGGAGACAGACGGGGCGAAGGCCGUUCUCCACCCUCAGGUGGGCCAAGCGCUGGGGACAGGUGAAGAGGGCGGUCAGGGGAGAGACCCAGCGGCACCUAUCACCUGGUGACCGGAAAAGUGACUUGUUUAUACGCCGCACAACAGACCUAAUGGGGACGCACAAAUCCGUGUCCGGAUGCGCGCCCACUCUCUCCUGCUUCCUCCAGCCCUGGCGGGGAGAGGCGAUAAAUACCUUUGAUUGAUCGUAACGUGCCGUUUUAAGGGAUUUUGUUUGUUUGCUUGAAUUUGUAUAUUUGAUAAGUCCUUUUCUGCCCCAGUGGCCUGUUUGCCUGCCUGGGGGUAGAGUUUUGUCACGGGAGAAGGGGUGGGGGGAGGGGGAGCUUGCGAAUAUGAACGGGGUGAGUCGUUUCUUUUAGUGCAUUUCCAACUGGGUCUUUUUUGGGGGGGCGGGGGCGGGCAAGUGUUCCAGCUGACCCCGGGACAGAGACCCAGGAUAGAACUCGUAGCUCGUGACUGCACGGUUUACGCCACAAAAGUGCUCUUGACAUCCGUGACACCGUUUUGACAUUUUUUUUUUCUUAUUUAACAUUUCCUUAAUAAAUGCAACAUUUAAGUGUUU